CGCGUUAGAUAUGGCCCAUUAAGUAGAUAUACCGUUCAAUUGUUAACUCGUCAGCGCAGUCAAUUUCUUUUUGAAACUUUAACUUAAACGCUUUCAAAGUAAAUCGCAACAAUUUGUGAAUCCACGACUUUCAAUAUCGUAGACGAUUUUGAUUAAUUAUUGAUCUACGAAAUUUAGUUCUUUCUUUUCUUUGAAAUCGAAAUGAUAGAGUUUGAAAAUUAAACUGAAAAAGAAAAUCAGCUCAUAGAACAGCGUAGGUUUUUUUGUUUGAAAAUGGAGUCAAGAGUAAUAAAUUCAGAUUCUUUACAACGGGCUAAGAUUCCAACUAAAAGUGGCAAUAGAUACUCGAUAGAUAUGAUUUUAGGUAGAUUGAUGCAGGAAACAAAUACCAAAGAGUUGGAUGAGGGUUGUGAUUCACAAAGAACGGCAGCUUCAAGUGUUACAGGUGCAAGCAUAGCAGACACUGGUAUUACAAUUAUUGAUGAAGUUGCUGAAGAUACUGACGAAACAUUAGAACAAGAUAGCGACGAUCAGCACAUUCUAGAACACAGGCUAGAAACUAAAGAUGAACCUGGUGACGAUGGCAGCCCACCACCAGUUGAAACAGACCAUGUGACGUCAACAUCAAACGAAAAUACCACAAUGCAUAUAGACACCGGAAGCGGAAAUAGUCCUACUCCGUCUGCUAGUUCCACACAUUCUGCUGGAUCAGAUGAAAAUUAUCUUAAGAAACGCAGGUUUAGGACCACAUUCACUGCUGAGCAACUAAAAUGCCUUGAAGAGGUGUUCCGAAUCACACAUUACCCGGAUGUAAAUGCACGUGAAGAUCUAUCUCAGAAAACCAACCUUCCUGAGGCUCGUGUUCAGAUAUGGUUCCAAAAUCGUCGUGCUAAGUGGAGAAAGUAUGAGAAACUGGGCAAUUUUGGCGGACUGCAGGACUUGAAAGAUGUUUCAUUCGUGCCGGCGCCUAAAACUGUAAUGAGAACAGACACAUUUCCACACUUCACGAGAGCACGUGCAAACUCAGACGACACAUCAGAUAAUGAAUCACCAGAACUUUCUCCGCCUUUGAGAAUGCCAGUUCCGCCAUUCCCACAAUUCUUGCCAUUCCCGAUGUAUGGUAUCCCAGGAUUCCCUCUCGGAUGUUUCGGUUACAGACCACCGGAAGCUCACAGAAGUGGCAGCAUUGCCUCACUUAGAAUGAAAGCUCGUGAUUACGAAGCGGCGCUUGGAAUGCAAAACAUUUUUAAAACAUGAGAAUGCUGCAUUUAUUAGAGGAGAUAUAUAUUUUUAAUUGGUGCUUAUGGAAGAUCACUCUUACGCUUUCGUAACUGUAGGAAAAGUUUGUGAAAAUGUGAAAUAGACACCUCAUGUGUGCCCGAUCUUAUGAGGUAAUAUAAAAAAAUAAGUUGAGGAAAUGAACUCUACAGUCAUUAUUUUUUAAAAACAAAAAAGAUAACAAUCUUGUUAAAUAUCUUGUUAAUGCAUACGAACUCGUUGAGUAAAAACAUAAAUCUUAUUGAAAACCUAAAGAAACCUAAAUUUUGAGUAAUAAAGUUGUUCUUGUAAAUUACAUUUACCAUGACUUAUUUCAUACUCAUAUCAACAAUGGAAACUAAAACGUGAAUAAUUUGCCAUACUAACGUUGAAAUUUCAUACUAGAACGUAAAGUCAUUUGUGACGUCAGUUUCAUGUGUGUCGUCGGGGUAAAAAGUUCGUCUAUGAUGAUUAUUUAAAUUUUAUUGAAACUAAAGAACAAAUUAUUUAAUUAAUAUAAUAGUUUAGUGUACACGCACGUGUAAUAAAAUGAAUAUGCACUGGUUCUAUUGUGCUCCUUAGGCUUAAGUCGAACAAGAUUUCCGCUGAUACAAUGGUGCAUAUUUUCGGCAUAAAUGUAAUAACCUAGAAUUGUAUAUUGUUACAGAGUAGUUUUCAUGGAACUUUUAUACACUCUUGGAGAAAAAAACAAAACAUUAUGAUGUGACGCGAAUCUUUUCGUUUAUAAGACACAUUUUUUAACAAAAGUGAUAUGUCAAAAGAGUAUUUUAAGAAAA
Molecule: messenger RNA, 2054 nt
Organism: Mercenaria mercenaria
Lineage: Eukaryota; Metazoa; Mollusca; Bivalvia; Venerida; Veneridae
Product: paired mesoderm homeobox protein 1-like
Exons: 5
Coding region: 274-1257 (327 amino acids)
Biological process (GO): regulation of transcription by RNA polymerase II
Molecular function (GO): DNA-binding transcription factor activity, RNA polymerase II-specific; RNA polymerase II transcription regulatory region sequence-specific DNA binding
Source: RefSeq, a predicted model, not a curated record